AUUUUUUCGAGUAACUUUUAGUUUCUUUUCUUUAUCUUCUUUGAUUUGAACAGUGCAUUUACAAAUAUUCGAACACAUCGCGAAAUGUUUUGGCAACUGAACGUACCCCGCUAUUUGUCAUCGUUUGCCGACAGAUAAAGAAGUGACCAAGAUGGAGGACUCUGACGGGUUGAGACCAAUUGACUUUUUGUCUGAGAACUCUGAUCGUUUGGAGAAGAGGUUUAUGGAGUUUGAAGACAAUCAAGAAGCUCAAGAUGAAUUAAUAUGUAAUUAUUUAGAUGACUGGCCAGCUGAACAAGGUUUAAGUGUUUUGGAUGAAAUGAAAAUUGAGUUCGAACCAGAUUUGGAAUGGUUUAAUGUAACGCAACCGUUAACAAUGGAAGAUUUAAAUGGCAAAGUGGUUAUACUUGAUUUUUUUACAUACUGUUGCAUUAAUUGUAUGCAUAUAUUGCCAGAUUUGCAUGAUUUAGAAGAAAUGUAUCCGCCAGAUCGGGGUUUAGUUAUAAUUGGAGUACAUACUCCGAAAUUCGAUAAUGAGAAAAGUGAUUCAAAUAUUGUAGCGGCAACGAAACGAUACAACAUUACGCACCCAAUUGUAAAUGACGCGCAGUCGACUUUAUGGCGUCAACUAGGUAUACAAUGUUGGCCAACGUUGAUAGUAUGCAGUCCAAAUGGUUUACCUAUUCUACUACUUAUGGGGGAAGGACAUGGUUUCUUCCUAAAACGCUUUAUAGGGGAAGCGUUGCGAUUUUAUGAAGACGCUGAUGAUAUAUCAGACUCCUCUUUGCCAAUUGUGCACUCAACAGAACCAUUGCCCGCAUCUAAUUUGCGUUUUCCAGCAAAGAUGGCGAGGAGUGAUCGAGGGUUAUAUGCUUUAGCAGAUGCUGGUAAUAAUAGAGUGUUGGUCAUUGAUAGCAUGGGAAAUGUCUUGCAUAAAGUUGGAGGCACUGAAUCUGGUUAUGCUGAUGGUGAUUUUGCAACUGCACGUUUUAAUGCACCACAUGGCGUUGUCUUCUUUAAUAACGAUACGAUAGUGGUGGCUGAUACAAAAAAUCAUCUCUUGCGAGAAAUUUCUAUAAGCAACGACAGGGUUAUUACCUUAGCUGGUACCAGAUGGCAAGGUACAGAUCGUGAAGGUGGCAAUUUAGGCAACGUGCAACCAAUAUCGUCUCCAUGGGAUGUUGCAGUUUAUAGAACUCGGGAUAUGGAUAUGUCAUUUCAUAUAGAUGACCAAAGCGUAGAAGAGAAACCAAUCGUUUUAGUAGCUAUGGCAGGUUUACACCAAAUAUGGGCCUAUUUCCCAGAAGGCAUGAUUUGGUGGAAAUAUCGAAAGUUCGAACCUUGUACAUGCAAUGCUCUUGUUGGCAAUGGCGCUGAAGAGAAUAGAAAUAAUUCAUAUCCACAAAAUGCAGCCUUUGCGCAACCUUCUGGGCUUGCAGUUGGUGACAAUUUUCUUUUUGUAGCCGACAGCGAAAGUUCCAGUAUACGAAAAGUGUCUUUGAUUGAUGGGAAAGUAAUGCCGGUAGUAGGCGGCGAUCGCGAUCCCUUGAACUUAUUUGCUUAUGGCGACGUUGAUGGAAAGUUGUUCAGUGCGAAACUUCAGCAUCCAUUGGGUGUGGCAUAUAAUCAUAUAAGCGAAAAAGUUUAUAUAGCUGAUACAUAUAAUCACAAAAUCAAAAUGGUUGAUCCAAUUGCAAGUACAAUAGAAUCAUUGGUUGUUUAUAAUGAACAAGGGGCACUGCAUCGUUUUAGCGAACCAGCCAGUGUGUGUGUUGAUACCAGCGGCGAAUUUUUAUUUGUGAGUGAUACAAACAAUCACAACAUACAAUAUGUAAAUUUGCAAACAAUGGUCACAAAAACUUUUCAUUUGAACUUUAAUUAUGCUCCUAUGCCCAGUGAGUUAGAUAUAAUACCAAGCUGUAAAUAUUUAUGGCAUAGUCUCCCUCUACGGAGCUACAAAGAAUUACUACUACAUGUACUUUUUGUGUUUGAUGCUGGCAUGAAAUUUAAUGCUGAAGCGCCACAAAAAUGGACACUUACAACAACAGAAACAGCUCUAGUUGCUCCUUAUACAACUGGAACAUUGAACGUAGAUGGAAAACUGGUCAUAGAAUUUAAACGGUUGCCUACAACGCAAACAUUUUUGAGAGAAUCACUUACAUUGGAGUUCUGCUUGGCCCUAUGUAAUGACAAUAGCUGCCUUAUGAAAAGAUUUGCUAUACUCAUCAAUGAUGACAUAAAUUCAGCCUAUUUGCCGUCUAUGUCUGCUGUUGGUGAAACUAUAACUAUAAAAUUAAGCAGUAAAAACGUCGUAAUAUGUGACUGAUAAUGUUCCGGAAGGAGUAGUAGAUUAUUGCCUGUUAUUAUCUACACUAAUAGAUUAUGGACUUUUAACUGAUGAAGGGUGUUAUAAUUUGUAAUCGGAUUGGGCGAAUCGGACUAAUUAAAUUGAUUUGAUCGAAAUUAAGAAUUUUAAUUAUUUUAUAAAAAAUUAUACAA
Teleopsis dalmanni is the source of this 2499-nucleotide messenger RNA. RefSeq names its product NHL repeat-containing protein 2. Gene Ontology annotation, molecular function: protein binding. Lineage: Eukaryota; Metazoa; Arthropoda; Insecta; Diptera; Diopsidae. The record is from RefSeq and is a predicted model, not a curated record. The transcript has 5 exons. The coding region runs from base 152 to 2326 and encodes 724 amino acids.